AUGUUUACCUACAAAAGUGAAACUACCUUCAAAAUACUCUUAGGUGCUGCCUAUUGUCAGCUUAUGGACAUGCUUUUCCCUGGGACGCUGAACUUCAAGAAGAUCAAAUUUAAUACGAAUCUGGAGCACGAGUACAUAGCAAAUUUUAAAGUUCUCCAAGCACUUUUCAAAAAACAUGGUGUCGACAAGGGUGUCCCUAUCGAGAGGUUAGUGAAGGGUCGAUUCCAGGACAAUUUCGAGUUCGUCCAGUGGUUCAAGAGGUUUUACGAUGCAAACUAUCAAGGUCAGGAAUAUGAUGCUGUGGCCGCUAGAGAUGGACUUGUGGUUGGAGCUGGAUCUGGAAAGGCUCUUAACAAGUCUCCUGGCGAUAAAGCACCCACCGCCGCUCGGGCAGCAGCUCCGGCGGCUCAUACGGGCGUCCGUUCUCCAGCAGGGAGCCAAUCGGCCGGCGAUUCCUCGCAAAUCAACGCCCUUCGUACUGAGUUGGAUGCCUUAAACAUCCAAGUAAGACCUUACUGA
Messenger RNA from Dibothriocephalus latus, 519 nucleotides. The record is from the annotation of a GenBank genome assembly. Lineage: Eukaryota; Metazoa; Platyhelminthes; Cestoda; Diphyllobothriidea; Diphyllobothriidae.